This is a messenger RNA of Eurytemora carolleeae, 1371 nucleotides long. RefSeq lists its product as uncharacterized. The coding region runs from base 108 to 1283 and encodes 391 amino acids. NCBI's taxonomy places the organism in Eukaryota, Metazoa, Arthropoda, Copepoda, Calanoida, Temoridae. The transcript has 6 exons. The record is from RefSeq and is a predicted model, not a curated record.
UAAAGACGGUACUGAACUGGUUUUAUCUUAGAGUAAACAAAUAAUUUUGUUACAGAAAUUAUUAUUAGUCAGUCAUCAACUGAUUGAUUUCUAAUUGACAGAGAGAGAUGUUUUACUCCUUGCUGUUUCUUCCUUGUGUGGCUCUGGGGGCUGUUGUGCCUCCUGCUCCUAAAGCUGCGGCUCCUAUAUCAGGGACUCCUGAUUCCUAUUCUGGUUCUGCUCCAGGUCCUGUUAAACAACAGUUUGGAUCAUAUCAGGAUGCAGGUUAUGAUGCAAGCUGGGACGGAGCUGGUGAUUAUAAAUCAGACAAUGAUAAACCUGUGGUUCCUCUUGGAACCGGAACUGGUCGCUCCACCUAUGAAACGAUAGAUCCGGAUUACUACACCCCAGAUGAAAUCCGGAAGCAGGGAGAUAAGAAGGAUUGUCAUCCGGUAGAGAAGACUAUAUAUGUAGAUGAAUGUCUUCCAUAUGUAGAGAAAACCUGUUUUACUCAGCAAAAGGAGAUGUGUAAGGACGUGUCUGAGAAGAAUUGUACUGCUGUAAUUGAUCAGUUUGAAGAAAAGGUUUGUUUUAAUGUGACCGAGCUAUUGUGUCAACUGGCAGAGAACGUUCAAUAUGAGAUGGUUGAUGAAACCUAUACUGUUCAAAGAUGUACACAGGUUUCGGAUAGGGUCUGUGAUACUGUUUACGAUCUUUCUGUGAGCACCAAGGAUGAAUAUCAAUGUGUGGAUGUUAACUAUCAGUACUGUUGGGCUGAGGAGAAGAUUGUCAAGGAUAGAACUUGUAUCUUCUCUGUUAAUCAUGAGUGUGGAAAGUUUAAACCUAAGGAUGGAAAAGGAUCUGUAACUUGUGAAAAGGUUCCAACUAAGAAGUGUUAUGAUACUCCUCGUAAGGUUCGAGAAGAGAUCUGUGUACCCAGGUCUGAUAAGUACUGUGAGAAGCUCUCCAACGAAUUCCCCUUCCCAGUGGAGAAACAGAACUGUCACAGUGAACCUAUGAAGAAAUGUGAAUUAGAGACCCGAACCCGUCCUAAGAAAGCUAAAGUGUACAACUACAUUAAGGAGUGUAAACCGGUUAAUAGAGAGGUUUGUGAUAAAUGUGAUAAAAAAGCUCUUCGUCCUGUGUGUGACAAGGUACAGAAGAACGUAUGCAGCUACACCCCUGUAGAGACCUGCAAGGAGGAGAAGAAGAAAUACUGCUACAAGGCAGAGAAGAUAAUCAUUGAGAAAGUUUGCACAUCAGAGAGAGUUGAAACUAUCGAUGAGUCCUUUGUUUAUGUGUAAACUAAAUUUUAUGUUUUAUUCUAUUAAAAACUGUCCUAUUACUCUUAAGUUGUAAUAUUCAGAUUAAAUAAAAAUAAGAAAAUUUGAA